AUGGCUUCAGCUUUCGCAUCGCAGCUGCAAGCAAUUGCGGCGAACUCGACCCACGAGCUUGACCUCCGAGCACGACGCAAUGCACACGCAGAGUCGCUUCUCUUCGAAAGAGAUGUCGCCGUCAAACAAGACUUCAGGAGCAUCUACAACAUCUGUAUUGAUGGGCAUCGCGAACUAUGCCAACUCGACGAACGAUUCCACGAUUUCGACCGCAACCUCUUCUCCGAACAAGCCCAGGAUGAGGACCGUGAACAGAUGACCAAGGCAGAGAACGAUGCUUUGGAUGAGGUCCUGAAGAGGUGUCUCAUACUGCUGGGGAGCAAGAUCCUGCUGAAAUCUUCUCAAAAAGCUCUCGAGUGGCUCGUAAGAAGAUUUCGGGUUCACAUCUACAACGUCGAUCACCUUCUGCUUAGUCUGCUUCCUUACCACGAAGUUGCCAUCUGGGCCAACGUUGUGUCCAUUGUACCUUCUGAAAAGAUCGUUGGCUUGUGGAAAUUCAUUCGUCCAUACCUGAAGACGACCUGGAAUGUGCCUCGCCAUGCUGUGGCCUACGCUGCUGCCAAUAACGACGCCUUCUUCACUGCUCUAAACUCCUACAUCCUCGAUACAUGUCGCCAAGGUCUCUCCCAUCCCACCUUGAUGACCUUUUGGUCUUCAAUAGUCGUCGAGGCCAUUUCCAACAGGUUAAAUCAAACACGAAGUGGCAGAAAAGAGGUGCAGACUCAGCGCAUUGAUGACCUCCUUCACAAGGUCUUACCUCUAUUGAGCGAUGGCUAUGAGACAACAGGCUGUACAGACCUCAUCGUUACCUGUUACACAAUCACCCUCGUUAUGGUUGCCAAAGCCGACCUUGCUGAUCACCUUCUUGAUGCCUUUCUAUUGGCCAUUGCUCAAACCCUCGUCCGAUCCGACCACAAUGCUCAAGCUGCUCUUACCACGAUGAAUAUUGUUAUGAACCACAAACAGGUCAAGAAGGUUCCAAGAGAUGCACUGGACAUCCUCGCUCGCUUAGAAUCGUUUGGUGUCAUUACGCGUCGUGUCUCCGAGCAAUACCAGAUGAGGACAUUCUUGCUUGCUCUCAUCACAUCCGCUAUGGCUCAAAUCAAGCGUAGGAAUGCUCACGCUCUUGCAUCUUUUGUGGACAGUCUCGUACGCCUUGUACAUGACCUGUACCCAUCAGGCUCGCUUGUCGAGGUCAUACAGCCAAUAGUUGCUAAAGUUCUACAGCUUGAUGCAGCCAACGAACGCGACCUUCGGGUGCGUGAGGAGCUUGUUGCAAGGCUGCAGAGGUUGAAUGAAGACGAGGCUCUAUCCAUUGCAAUAGCAUCAGCUGCUGCUGAAGGAGAACACAAUGCGGCCACCCUGGAAGGUCUGCUUGGCAUGACCAUUGUGCUACCAGCACAGAAUCAAACGCCUGAGACUGUAGAGCACGAUGUUCCUAUAGCUGACGUCGACCAGGUCUCUGAAAAUGCAAGCACUCCAUUUGCUUCUCUGCCGUCAACAUGGCAGCCAGGAUCUUCAUGCCUGGCUAUCGCUCAAUCCGAUACAUUUGAUCAACUUGCAAAGACCUUUGAGAAUUGUCAUCGCUUUACCCAGCUAUUUGCUGACUUCUCAGCCUUAACCAUCUGGACCUCAGUCUUGAACGAACAGAUGUUGUGGCAAACGUUCUUACUCAGAUUCGCCUGCACUGCCGCGAGUCCGCAGGCAAGAUCUAAAGCCAUACGCCUGCUAAUGCAGAGUCUGCAAGCUAAUCCUGCUUGCGACGUACAAUAUUUUGUCCCGUACACUUUGGCUCUACUUACUGACGUUAAACCGGUUCGGAGAGCUGCAUCGGAGCUACUAGAAUCUGUUCGGAACAUCUCGUCUGAAGCUCACCUUGAACCAACCAACAAAACGAGCAGUGACUUCUAUGGCGAUGAGACAGCUAGACCUGUUUCUAGGUUACCACGGUCACAAAUUGUAUCUCUUUUGGCUGAUGUAGUCACCCCUGUGCUGGAGGAAUGUCUACUCGAUCCUUCCUACAUCGCGAAAACGAUACAGGCAUACCUGCAUGACUUCAAGAAGCCUCAUAGACAAGCCUUGUGGAACAUACUGACGCAGCAUGCUCUUGCCACACCGCUCAUCAAGAUCAAGGUCACCAUCCUGUCCAUGUUGGAGAAUGUUCAGAAGAUUGGCAACAAAUCAAAAACCAAGACUUUGUUUCCAAUCCUGCAAGAGUGGUCGAAUUUGACUGAGCCACAGACUCGAACACUUAGUAUGGAGGCAGGCAUAGAACUACAGGUCAUUGAUACUGCCGUUGUGCAAUUGGCUGAUGUUCAUGACAAGCAUUUCCUGGAAAACUUUGCCGAAACUGCAGCAUUGUCCGAAUCGAAGUAUCGCAGAACGCUUGUCGCCUCCGUCUUCGAGCAUCUGAGACGGGAAUGGGCGACAUGUACUGAAGAACAACAAAUGUCAAUUGCAGACAUGUUGUUCGAUAUGGCCUUGUCGGUUCACGAUACUUUGGCUUCUGGGGCACAGAACGUCUUGCGGUCUGUUGAUUUAUCCAUCGGAAGCCUCGCCGUUCUUGUCCAACGUUCUCAGGCUGGUGUGAGCGAUGUCAAGGCGCCUCCUGCCAAACGCAGAAAGCGAUCUUCGUCCUCCGGCACUACCACGUCUCGUGCUGAUGCUGUCAAGUCAAUUGACAAUGCGACGGCGAAGAUUGGUCUCGUACUUGAACUCGUCGAAAGCAAUGCCCCCGAGUCCAAACCAGAUUUGCUUCGCAACAUGUUUGAGCUGCUCACAUCCCUCAGGCAGUUGCAGCAGAACCGGGUUGACUCGCCGUACUUGCUGAAUCUAUGCCUGGGCACAAUCUAUACCAUGGUCAAAUCAUCCAGGUCGAGAGGCAGGGUUAUCGAUGGUACUAGUAUCAAACCAGAGCUAGUCACGGAUUGCUUGCGAAAUUCUGACAACCCUCAAGUACAAAACGCCGCCCUCCUUGUGCUCGCCGCUCUUUCGACGGUUGUGCCAGAUCGGAUGGUGCAUAACGUCAUGCCCAUAUUCACUUUUAUCGGGCACAAUAUGCUAUCUCAGGAUGAUGAACACUCUAUUAACGUUGUCAAUGAAGCGAUCGACAAGAUUGUGCCAGCUCUGCUCGAGAAUCUGCGUCGAAGUCGUAAUGUACAAAGCUACCAAACGUCAGUGGCGACGAUGCUAGCGAGCUUUAUAUCAGCUUAUGACCAUAUUCCUCUGCACCGAAGGGUGACAUUCUAUCAGAAGCUACUAAGUUGCAUCAACGCAGAGGAAUUUGGCUUCAUGCUAGUAGUCCUGCUGGCGAAUCAGCAACGAAAAGACAAAUCACUUACAAAAUUCAUUCAGCAAUUGGUUGGUGUAUUGCCGGCAGUAACUCAAAUCAAAAUCUACCAGCAGAUCUUGAUUGUCUCCGUUGAUAUUUUUGCACCUACUACGAAAGUGGCUGCGAUUGUCUUCAACAUCCAACGAUCUACUCCAGAGAUUGAGAAGCAGCGUUGCGCCGAAGCUUGUGUGUCCGUAGCGGGAGAGAUCCUGAAGAACCAAGCUCUAGUAGCAAAUAUCAAAGGGUCGACCAGCGAUCAAAUUGAUGAUAGAAAUUUGAUCAAGCAAGAGUUCCAAUCAGCUUUCCGAACCACUCUAUCAUCGAUACGAGCCAUGAAGAACGUCAAUGAUCGGGUCGCCGCGCUAAGCAAGGGAAAUAUGGAUGACUUGCUAGGUCUCCCGAGUUUGCCGGAUCUUCUUGAAUCGUUACACUCCGUGCUGGACGAGAUGCAAUCCGAACUUCGGCCGCAGGCUCUUCAUAUGCUGGCUAUACAAUUCGACAAAAAGAAGACGAAAGUCAGUCGGGCCAGGGAGAUUGCCAUGGCCAUUUUGAGCAAGUUGAACAAAUACCUCAUAAACACGGCCGAUGAGACAUUACUGCGGGCAUCAUUGAUGUGUGUUGACCGCAUCACAGAAGCAUAUGGCAGAAAGAGUCCUGAUAAUGUUAUUGCUUCGGCACAGCAUAUACUGCUCGAAGUUGGCUUGUACCAUAAGGACGCCUCUGAGAAGCGAUCGAUAUCUGUUGUGCUGACCAUGGCUAGUAUGCUGGAGGUGCUCAAGGAAGGCUCCGUGCCGUUAGUAUCACAGACCCUGGCACAACUUUCGCCACUGCUCGAUGGCUGCAUUGAAGGAAAAUACACGUCGACGAUGUUCAGAGCUAUCUGCACACUUCUUACAUCUGUCUUCGCAAAUGUGGCCUUUAUGGUGUCUAAGGAGCAGCUCUCGACAAUAUUAGGUUCUGUGAUUCAAGCCAAAAACACAAUCACAACCAAGGAUGAAACAGAUUACCCACAGCUGAUCAGAACUAUGGCACGAAAGGUUGAGUUGGAAACGACUGUCAACGCCAUUCUGCCACGACUUGAAAAGAUUGCCGAUCCUUCAGCGACGACCCAGUAUUUGGGUAUGCUGAGCCAGGCAAUCGAUGCAUCUUCGAAAUCAGUGGUGAUGAAGUCAGCCGAAACUAUCUCGCAAAUAUUCCAACUUGUGCUACAUGCGGAGUCUAAAACUGUACCGUCCAAGCCAGUAAGUGUUGGUAAGGGCAAUAUCCAAAGUAUUGUUCUGCAACAACUCAAAGAGACAUGCAUUAAAUUCAUCUACAAGAUGAACGAUACAGCUUUUCGUCCAAUUUUCGAAUCCUGGAUUGAUUGGAGCACGGUCUCUGAUGCCUCACAAGGAGGAUCCGACACGACCAGUCGACAGAUUGUGCUCUUCGACCUUCUUGCUCACUUCUUUGAUACCCUCAAGGCCAUCGUUACAUCUUACGCUUCUUAUCUUCUCAAGUCGAUCUCUACUAUCUUGCAGUCAGUCAAUUUGCCAACUUCUAAAGCAGCUUCGACAACCUCAUUACCGUUAAUUACCAACACUCUUGUCCUUCUCAAAGCAAUAACAGCACACGAUCAGGACUCCUUCUUCUCCGCGCCUUCCCAUUUCGAUCCUAUAGCUCCUGUACUUAUUGCCUGCCUGAACCUGGCUGCCUCAAAGAGCACACGAGCUUGCGUAUUCAGCCACGUCAUUCCGACAAUAACAUCCCUCGCGGCCGCGACCAUGGAUUCACCAUCAACACACAGCGCCCUUGCACAUCACAUCGUGCGACUAAAGUCAGCAUCUUCGGCGCAUGUGCGACUGGCAAGCAUCCGUGCACUCAUCGCCAUGACUGAGGACGAAGACCUCGGUGACGAAUUUGUUGCGAACGUAGUCGGUAUUGGCGCUGGUGAAGGUGAAGGCGCAAGAGGAGGUGGCAGUAGCGUGGGCGAGAUUAUGGUGUACGUGAACGAAAUGCUGGAGGACGACGAUGAGACUGUUGAGCAUGAUGUUAGAAGGUGGGUACAGAUGGUAAGAAGCAAGGUUGGUGAGGACGCUUUUGAGGUGUAG
Molecule: messenger RNA, 5421 nt
Organism: Lithohypha guttulata
Lineage: Eukaryota; Fungi; Ascomycota; Eurotiomycetes; Chaetothyriales; Trichomeriaceae
Gene: UTP10
Product: snoRNA-binding rRNA-processing protein utp10
Exons: 1
Coding region: 1-5421 (1806 amino acids)
Biological process (GO): positive regulation of transcription by RNA polymerase I; maturation of SSU-rRNA from tricistronic rRNA transcript (SSU-rRNA, 5.8S rRNA, LSU-rRNA)
Cellular component (GO): small-subunit processome; 90S preribosome; t-UTP complex
Molecular function (GO): snoRNA binding
Source: RefSeq, a predicted model, not a curated record